AUGUAUUCCCGCGAUGGUUACACUUGGACGCCGACGUCUGGCCUGAAAGCUGGCGUUCCCUCCAUUGGCGUUAUAACACCCUCCACGAACAUUUCGAACACUGACAACCUUUACGAUGUCAUUGUCGUCGGCGCUGGCUACUGCGGCCUCACAGCCGCCCGCAACGCUGCAGUCGAAGGAUUGAAUGUGCUGCUACUCGAAGGUCGGGAUCGCAUUGGCGGCCGAUCAUGGUCAUCGAACAUCGAAGGUUAUCCAUUCGAAAUGGGAGGCACAUGGGUGCAUUGGGGCCAGUCGAACACUUGGAGGGAGAUCGUAAGGUAUCGGAUGAUGAAUGACGUGGAGAAGUCGUUUGACUUCUCACAUGGUGUUGAUCACUACGAAUUGAACGUUGGGUCUCAAGGCUCUACUAUGAGCCAUGAAAAGGAGGAUGAGCUUCUUACCUCGGCGCUAAACAAGUUCACCAACAUCGAUGAAGCUCAUGGAAGAAAUGUAAUGCCUCUACCAUACGAUACAUUUCACGUCCCCACUGCAAUCCAACUCGACGAUCUCUCCGCUCAAGACCGCAUCGAUGAGAUCGCGCCAUCGCUAUCCCCCCAGGAGCGCGCAGCCAUCGAAUCUUUUAUCCUAUUAUGCAGUGGAGCCACUCUUGCGACUACGAGUUUUCUGGAAUUCAUGCAUUGGUGGGCUAUAUGCGGCUAUUCCUACGCAGGCUGCAUGGACAUGCUGAUCACCUGGAAGUUCAAAGGCGGACAAUCAAGCUUCGCAAUCAAAUUCUUCGAGGAAGCGCUCCUGACCAAGCGUCUCGCGUACGCUUUCAGAAGCCCAGUCGAGCACAUCAAGGACACAGGCCUCAAAGUCGAAGUCACGACACGCGAUGGACGCCAGUACCACGCAGCGCGGUUGAUCUCAGCUUUGCCUUUGAACGUCUUAGGCGACGUGACUUUCGAGCCCACACUUAGUACUGGAAAAAGAGAGGCUAUUGCGAUAGGUCAUGUCAAUCAGACCGUCAAGGUCCAUGCAGAAGUUUCGAACAAAGAUCUCCGCUCCUGGACAGGCGUUACAUAUCCGCACAACGAGCUCAUGUAUGCCAUUGGGGAUGGCACAACACCCGCAGGCAACACACAUAUCGUAUGCUUUGGCGGCAGCAACAAACAUAUUAACCCUGAGGACGACAUCGACGCAACUAAGCGUGCAGUCACAAACAUGUUUGUGCAACAAAAAGACGAGCCUAAGAUUGAGAGACUAGUAUUCCACAACUGGUCGAAAGAUGAGUUCGCAAAGGGCGCGUGGUUCUUUUCAUCACCUGGGUUCCUUGCAAAACACCUGGAUCAUAUGCGUCAGAGGCAUGGGAAUGUGCUGUUUGCUAACUCGGAUUGGGCACUUGGCUGGAGGAGCUUUAUCGACGGUGCAAUCGAGGAAGGUACAAGGGUUGCUUUCGAAGUGCGGAGAGAGUUGACGGAGCUCCGCGAGGCAAAGACUAGACUAUAA
Molecule: messenger RNA, 1488 nt
Organism: Alternaria arbusti
Lineage: Eukaryota; Fungi; Ascomycota; Dothideomycetes; Pleosporales; Pleosporaceae
Exons: 2
Coding region: 1-1488 (495 amino acids)
Molecular function (GO): oxidoreductase activity
Source: RefSeq, a predicted model, not a curated record